UCGGCCCCCAGAGAGGGUGGGGAGAUGACACAGUUGUUCCCCCAGCCCUGGCGGGGCGGGCAGCAUGGUUCACUCCAGCAUGGGGGCUCCAGAAAUAAGAAUGUCUAAGCCCCUGGAGGCCGAGAAGCAAGGUCUGGACUCCCCAUCAGAGCACACAGACACCGAAAGAAAUGGACCAGACACUAAUCAUCAGAACCCCCAAAAUAAGACCUCCCCAUUCUCCAUGUCCCCAACUGGCCCCAGUACAAAGGUGGGCAUUCUCUCUGGCCUCCACUUAACAUUCUGGGGUCCCGGACCCUGCCUCUCUCCCCCCCAGAUCAAGGCUGAAGACCCCAGUGGCGAUUCAGCCCCAGCAGCACCCCUGCCCCCUCAGCCGGCCCAGCCUCAUCUGCCCCAGGCCCAACUCAUGUUGACGGGCAGCCAGCUAGCUGGGCUCACGGCACUGAUGCCAGCUCAGCAGCAGCUCCUCCUGCAGCAAGCCCAGGCCCAGCUCCUGGCCGCCGCCGUGCAGCAGUCCAGUGCCGCCGCUGCCGCUAACGCCGCUGCCGCCGCCGCUGCCUCCGCCUCCUCCUCUACUUCCUCCUCCUCCUCCUCCUCUGCCUCCUCCUCGACCUCACAGCCCCCAGCCUCCUCUGGGGGGGGUGACCUGCCACCACCACAGCCUGCCAGCCAGCCCCCUGGGACCCCACAGCUCACCUUGUCCCAACCCAUCCAGCUCACAGCACAGGACAUACAGCAGCUCCUCCAGCUCCAGCAGCUGGUGCUUGUGCCAGGCCACCACCUCCAGCCACCUGCUCAGUUCCUGCUACCGCAGGCCCAGCAGAGCCAGCCAGGCCUGCUACCGACACCAAAUCUAUUCCAGCUACCUCAGCAAACCCAGGGAGCUCUUCUGACCUCCCAGCCCCGGGCCGGGCUUCCCACACAGGCCGUGACCCGCCCUACGCUGCCCGACCCGCACCUCUCGCACCCGCAGCCCCCCAAAUGCUUGGAGCCACCAUCCCACCCCGAGGAGCCCAGUGAUCUGGAGGAGCUGGAGCAAUUCGCCCGCACCUUCAAGCAACGCCGCAUCAAGCUGGGCUUCACGCAGGGUGAUGUGGGCCUGGCCAUGGGCAAGCUCUACGGCAACGACUUCAGCCAGACGACCAUUUCCCGCUUCGAGGCCCUCAACCUGAGCUUCAAGAACAUGUGCAAACUCAAGCCCCUCCUGGAGAAGUGGCUCAACGACGCAGAGACUAUGUCUGUGGACUCAAGCCUGCCCAGCCCCAACCAGCUGAGCAGCCCCAGCCUGGGUUUCGACGGCCUGCCCGGCCGGAGACGCAAGAAGAGGACCAGCAUCGAGACAAACGUCCGCUUCGCCUUAGAGAAGAGUUUUCUAGCGAACCAGAAGCCUACCUCAGAGGAGAUCCUGCUGAUCGCCGAGCAGCUGCACAUGGAGAAGGAAGUGAUCCGCGUCUGGUUCUGCAACCGGCGCCAGAAGGAGAAACGCAUCAACCCCUGCAGUGCGGCCCCCAUGCUGCCCAGCCCAGGGAAGCCGGCCAGCUACAGCCCCCAUAUGGUCACACCCCAAGGGGGCGCAGGGACCUUACCGUUGUCCCAAGCUUCCAGCAGUCUGAGCACAACAGUUACUACCUUAUCCUCAGCUGUGGGGACGCUCCACCCCAGCCGGACAGCUGGAGGGGGUGGGGGCGGGGGCGGGGCUGCGCCCCCCCUCAAUUCCAUCCCCUCUGUCACUCCCCCACCCCCGGCCACCACCAACAGCACAAACCCCAGCCCUCAAGGCAGCCACUCGGCUAUCGGCUUGUCAGGCCUGAACCCCAGCACGGGAAGCACAAUGGUGGGGUUGAGCUCCGGGCUGAGUCCAGCCCUCAUGAGCAACAACCCUUUGGCCACUAUCCAAGGUGCGUGCUGCCUCAUGUCACACCCAUCGUCACCAGCCCUAUCCUCUGGGGCCUCAAGCCCUGCCAUUGCUGCUCCAGCCAUGCCAUCCCGCCCCUGCUCACUGCAUUGCUCGCGUCUUCAUACCCAUCUCACCUUUGGGGAAGCCCUGGCCUCUGGUGGAACCCUGCCCCUUACCAGCCUUGAUGGCAGCGGGAAUCUGGUGCUGGGGGCAGCCGGCGCAGCCCCGGGGAGCCCUGGCCUGGUGACCUCGCCGCUCUUCUUGAACCAUGCUGGGCUGCCCCUGCUCAGCACCCCACCUGGUGUGGGCCUGGUCUCAGCAGCGGCUGCGGCUGUGGCAGCCUCCAUCUCCAGCAAGUCUCCUGGCCUCUCCUCCUCAUCCUCUUCAUCCUCAUCCUCCUCCUCCUCCACUUGCAGCGAGACAGCAGCACAGACCCCUGGAGGUCCAGGGGGGCCCGAGGCAGGGUCCAAACCUGAGUGAGGGCCAGCCAUGCCUCCCCUCCCAUUCCUCUGGUCCCUGCCUUGGUCCCUUGCCUGGGAAGAGGGCGAGGAGGCCAGUGGUGGGGACGCAGAGGGUCCUCAGAGCAGGAGUGACAAGGGAGGAAAGACCAAAAAAACAACCAACCAAAAAAAAAAAAAAAAAAAAAAAAGGAAAGAAACUAACCAACAAAAGAGAAAACCAAAAAUAAUCACAACAGAAACCAGCUGCCCCAAAGGAACCAGAGGUGAAAAACAAACAAAAAAAAAACAAAAACAAACCAAAAAAAAAAAACCCCACAAAAUCAAACAAACCAAAAAACCAGUCGCGAGCCAGACCUCAGCGUGCUCACCCUCACUGCUACGACGCCAAAUAAAAACCCCAGCCAGGGGCGGAGAAGCCUCCAGCAGGUCAGACCUCAUGCCACCGAGCCCUGGCUGUGGGACCAACCCCCAACCCUGCCUCCCCCGUGGGGGCUACAGAAGGAAAAAGAGAAGAUGCCAGCUUCCUAGUCCCAGCCCCCAGCCCUGGGCCAGCGAAGACAGGGCACAGCCUGGGCAGAUGGGCUGGGGCUUAGCACCACCCACCAAAUGUUCUUUUCCAGAAGGUGAAAGAGAAAGGGCCUGAACAACCUUACACCAAAUAUUCAGUAGCUUCAUCCAAAGGAUGUACAGAAUUUUUAGCAUUGUGCUCAACAGAAUGUGUCCCUACCAUGUGUCCCCUUCUCCCCUGGCCCCCAGCUCUCCCCACCUGGGCAGGGGGUCUUGCUUUAACCUCCUCCCUCCCCCCAGCAGGGGAGAGUUCAAGGGAAGGCCUGCGGACAACUUUUCAUCCCCUGUUCCUCCCUCUUUUCCCCUUUGAAGGGUGGGCUGGGCCAUUUUGCCAAGUUCUAGCUCUCACAAGUCCCUCCUCAACCCUGUCACCCUCCUCUGCUCUGGAAUUGACUCCCUCCCCAGCCUAUGGGAAGGUGGAAAUUUCAGGCAAGAGGGGAUGAAGACAUUCAGUUGAGGGCAUUCAGUUGUCUUUUUCCAUCCUGUUUCCCUGAAAAAAAAAAAAAAUUCAUAUUCCAGUGCCUAUCCGUGGGAUCCUUCACGUUCUUUGACAUUAACCAGAAACCAAAAAGAGAACUCACCUCGCUCUUCCCACCCUGUGCCCCUCUGGUACUGGCGAAUGCCUCUCCCUCCCCCCACAUGCACACACGCACACACCCCAGUGGUGGGGUUCCUCGAGAUGGCAUCCCCAUCAGGGUCCAUGUGGUGGGGACAGUGCCACAGCCUGUGGUCCCCAUCUGAGAGGGCGCGGUGGUGGCCACCACUCCCACAAGACCUCCACAACUCUUGGCUGGACCCUGUGUUUGACCAGCCCCGGACACGUCUCCACUGACGACGGACAGAGGAGAGACACCACUGGGAGCCACCCUGCCCUCCUGCUAUUGUGGAGGCCAACAAAGUUUUGAACCGAAAACCAAAAAAACAGAAACAAACAAUAAAUUUAAACUAGAAAAAAAGAAUUUAUAUAUAUAUAUAAAUAUAUAUAUAUAUAUAAAAGGGAAAGAAGAUGAGGACUCUUCAAGAAUAAGAUGGAACCGCGAGGCGGAGCCAAGCCCCUGCACCGGUGGUCCAGGCCCUUGUUCCCCAAGGCGGACGGAAGGACGGAUGCUUCUUUCUCUUCACAAAUACCUCAUGGACGUCGUCUUUGGGAAAGCCGGAGGGGGCGGCUGGGGCAGGGCCUGUCCCUCGGCCAGGGCAGAUGGAAGCGGGUGGGCGGGGCUGAGAGAGGGUGUCAGGGACAGGGGUGAAGAGCCCCAAACUCCCCUCCCAAAUCAACUGAAAAAGCUUUAAAAAAAGACAGGAAAAAAAGGAGUAAGAAAGCAAAAAGAACAGAUGAAGGAAAACUUAACUUUUGGGUGGUUUGAUUCCUCCUUUGAUUUCUUUUUCGGUUCUCUUUUGUCUGACCUCUCUCCUCCCCUCCUUCCUCUCUCCUCCCCUCCUUCCUCUCUCCUCUCCUCCUUCCUGUCUCCUCUCUCUCCCUUUGCUCUCCUCUCUUCUCUCUCAAUCUUGUUCUUUCUGUGUCUCUCCUCAAACCAAAGUGUUGCAGUGAAGGACACGAGCCAUUGAAAUCAGGGUGGGGCCUGACAGCCGUAGUGUGGUCCCUGCCCCUUGUUGGGCAGGAGCAGAGAGAGAGGAGAGCCCUGAGACCGCAGGGCUUUGGCCUGGGCAGCUUCCACUUUCUGCCGGACACUCUGAGGAGAGGCAGAUGGAGCUCCAGGCCUCAGCGUUCUCUUUUUUCCUUGUCUCCCUUCUCCCACCCGGGAAACGAAACUGUUGGGCUGGGCGACGGAGGCAGCAGAGACUCGGCCAUUGCAGGGGCCUCUGGGUGCCUUGUCCGGGCAGUGGUGAAGUAGCCGCCCCUCCCACCCCGGCACGAUGGGGCCUGGCACCUCGUCUACCCAACCUCACCGGAAUGUAAGCAUCUCCGCUGAACAACUCCCUGCCCUUACCCUACCUCUGAGUUUGUCCAUGUUUAUUUCCUGAAGAGAGAAGGGACUGGCAAGAGGGCUUGGGCCCCAGCCCAAGGGUGGAGAGGGGGCCAAGGGCUCCUGACCAAAUAGGAAGGACAUUUGAGCAGAGCAAAAUGAAAGGAAUUACAACCAAAAACCCCCUCCGAGAAGACAGGCAGCAUGGAAGGCAUGGUGGAGAUGACUCAAACAAAAACUAUGAUUCUAGACCAAAAAGGAAAAAAAAAAAAAAGGAAAGAAAAUCCAGGACUCACCACCACCCACUUCAUCCUGCUUCCUCCCCAUCAAGUCCCACCACCUGGGACCUCUCCCCACCCCAGUAUGUGGGAGUGGGGUAAAGAGGAGAGGAGGAGCAGGGGGCAGGGAUGGGGCAGAUGCCCUGAUGUUGGUGGAGGGACCCUUGUGCAGCCGGGGGUGCUGGGGACCCUCCCCAUCCAACCCUCACACCUAGGAAAAGAAAAACAAGAAAAAAAAAUUCCUGGGAGGGGGAAAAAUAACCAAAUCCCAAGCUUUAACUACAGCUGUGAAACCAAAUAUUGGGAAGGGGGUAGGAGGGAGGGAGGGGCAGGUGAGCCCCAGGUCUCCCCCUGGGCCCCCCUCCCCUGAGGACUCGAGAUAAGGCACCAAAUACCUCAUAGAACUUUAAUGUUAAAAAAAGGAAACCAAAUAUCGUUGGCUGGGGGCCAGCCAGGGCAAGGGGCUGGGGGGCUGGAGGGAGCCAGGGUUGGGAAGGUGAUGGGGGAAUUCAUGCCCCCUACCCCCAUCUGCCCCUUACACUCUGGUCCCCCGUCUCGACUCCGGGAAACAAAACUAUCUCAUCGUUUUUAUUUUGUGGUCUGUACAGAGCCUGUGUCCGUGUGUCUGUGUGUGAGUGAGAGAGUUGGAGGGCUGGGGAGCUUUAUGUGGGGGAUGGGGAGGGCAACCCCAGGCUAGGCUAUGGGCUAGGUUAGAUGUCCGAGGUUGGGGGCCAAGGGCCUGGGCUAGAAAGAGAGGAGAGAUGAGUGGGUUGGAGCAGUGGGGAGCCCUCUGAAUUUCUCUUCUCCCCAACCCUGACCUCCUACUUAAGGGAGGGACAGAGACUGGGUCUACCCUAAUGGUGGGCCUUUUCAUUGUGCCAAAAAAAAAAAAAAAAUUGAUGCCAGUAACUAAACCACCUCUCUCUGUUCUCUUCUGGGGGGUGGGGUGGGUGUGUGUGUGGGGGUGGGUAGGGAUGGGGAACCCAAGCCCCAGUAGGAGUUGGGGCUGAGAUCAGGAGGAGGGGAAGGAUAUGAGUUUUCCAUCCAUGUCCCUGGAGAAGGCCAUGACGGGCUCUCCAAGCCCUGGGGAGAUCCGGCGAGGGACUAGCCAAGUCAGGGUGACCUCUUGACCUGACUAGUUUUUCUAACCCACACGAAUACCAGGGUGCCUCUCUCUUCCUCUAGCCCAGGGUAGGGGGACCUGAGUGAGAGAGAGAGUGAGACAGACAGCAAGAUUGAGACACGCGGGCCCCCACUGGUCUCUGAGUGGGAAAGGCAAGUGCGAGAGAUAAAGGCCUCCAAGAGAAAAAAGAAACAAACCAAAGAUUUAACCAUUUAAAAAAAAAAAAAAACCCACAGACAACUCCGCUACCUUUUUAUAUGUUGGAAAAAAAGUGAAAAAAAAUUAAAAAUAAAAAUAAAAAAAAAAUACACAAAAACUCCAAGCCGCAGGUCCUUCAUGCGGUUUAAACUUUGACCUCAGCAGUCUCCAAAGCAAGACGACGAUGACAAAGGCGGAAACAAAGAAAAAAUAAUGUAUAUUUUUAAGUAUUUGUCCUUGAAUUGUUAGCUCCUUGUUAAACAAACAAAAGGAGAGAAAAAUCCAGAGGGAAGUGUUGCUGGGACGGAGACAACUAUUUACUAUGUCUGUGACCCCUCCCUUCUACCUCCCUCCCCUUCCUCUCUUUCCUGUCCUCUAUCCUUGCUGCCCCUCCCCCAACAUGUCCCCCAAACCCAGGGGCUCAGUAUUUAUUUAUUUAUAUAAUUGCAGGGUGACUGGGGGCCUCUCUCGGCAACUCGUAGAGAGCCUUUGGAUAAUGGCAGGGUGGGGAAUGGGCGAGGAGUCUUUGGGAAGAGCAGGGGCCUGAACUUUCAACUCCUUUCUGGCCUCUUGUCCCACUGCUUCCACCAUCACCUUCCAAAUCCAGGGCUGCACUAGGGCAAGGUGACCACCCUACUUCGUAAAGACCUGAUUGGCACAGCCCGUUCUGGUGUGGGUGUCUUUCACCACCCAGAAUGACCAGGUUGGAAUGGGGGUGGGUGAAGUUGGAGGGGGUAGCAAGUACAAGGCAAGGGUGCCCAAGAACCGACAUCCAGAAAUCAGCCCUGAAGUAGACCUGCCUUUCCUCCAUCCUCACCAAGUUAGCCUCCCUUUCAGUUCCGUCUGACCCCUGUGUUGGUAGCCCCUUCCUUCCCUUCCUGUACCCCCUCCCUGUCUCUUCUCGUGGUAGCGGGUUAGUGUUUCAGUGUUCUUAACUCCAAUCUGCUUGUUCAUUGUACAAUGUGCUUCUUUUAAGGCCCCAUUUUUGUAACUUGAGUGUGUCAUUCAUCUGAACAACAAACAUCAAAAAAUAAAAAAUUAAAAACUGUACAGAGAGAAA
Messenger RNA from Gorilla gorilla gorilla (western lowland gorilla), 7509 nucleotides. RefSeq names its product POU class 2 homeobox 2 (gene POU2F2). Gene Ontology annotation, cellular component: nucleus. The transcript is spliced from 16 exons. Bases 65 to 2377 code for a protein of 770 amino acids. Gene Ontology annotation, molecular function: DNA-binding transcription factor activity, RNA polymerase II-specific; RNA polymerase II cis-regulatory region sequence-specific DNA binding. NCBI's taxonomy places the organism in Eukaryota, Metazoa, Chordata, Mammalia, Primates, Hominidae. The record is from RefSeq and is a predicted model, not a curated record. Gene Ontology annotation, biological process: regulation of transcription by RNA polymerase II.